Molecule: messenger RNA, 1155 nt
Organism: Effrenium voratum
Lineage: Eukaryota; Dinophyceae; Suessiales; Symbiodiniaceae
Source: the annotation of a GenBank genome assembly
AGGAUACGCCCUGUCCAUGGGACGCCCGCGGCUCCUCCGCGCGCUGCCGGUGCCACGCUGUCCACCCUGGCCGGCACCGGAACCGUGCUGCUGGCGCUGGGCGCGGCGUCCAGGCUCAGUGUCUCCGCGAGAGCAGACUCUGUGAAGCUCUUCUCGCCGGCGAAGGUGAAUCUCUUCUUGAGGAUCAUCCGCAGAAGGCCGGACGGAUAUCAUGAUCUGGCAUCGCUUUUCCAGACGGUUGCCUUUGGAGACACCCUGGAAAUUGAGGCGUUGCCAGAGGGUGCCGAGAAGGACGAGUUGGAGUGCAACCUGCCUGGGGUGCCGGUGGACGACUCCAACCUCGUGAUCCGAGCGCUGAAGCUCUUCCGGAAGAAGAGCGGCUUUCGCACCUUCUUCAGGGUGAACUUGGAAAAGGAAAUUCCCGCGCAGGCUGGAAUGGGUGGUGGAAGCAGCAACGCAGCCACAGCCUUCUUUGGUGCCAACCUGCUCUGCGGCAUGAAGGCCUCGCCUGAGGACUUGAUCAGUUGGGCUGACGAUCCAGUCAUUGGCUCCGAUGCGACCUUCUUCCUCUCCGAAGGCACUGCAUACUGCACGGGAAGAGGUGAGAUCGUGACGCCGAUAGACGGGCUGCCUAUCAAGGAUGGGCUCAGCGUGUUCCUGGUCAAGCCGAACUACGGACUGUCCACCGGCAAAGUCUUCAAGGCCAUGGACCUUGAGGCGUUGAGCAAAGUGGACCCGGAGGAGCUGCUGAAGGCCUUCAAAGAAAAGGGCACCUCGCAUAGCUCCUGGGUCAACGACUUGGAGAAGCCUGCCUUUGUUGUUUCUCCGGAGCUCAAAGAGCUCAAGGAGUUCUUGAGCGAGUGCGGCUUUGAGGCGGUGCUGAUGUCCGGCUCCGGGAGCACCAUCUUCUGCCUCGGCGAGCCCAAGGAAGGAAAGGAGGCAUUUGAGGCCACCACAAAGGAGCGCUUCGACAUCGAAGGCAUUUGGCAAACUCACUUCAUGCGUAGGCCGAGCCCAACCGAAUGGUACGAGAAGGCGUAAUCUGAGGGGCGAACCGCAUAUUUGCCGAAGUCUCGGGCUUGGUUUUAUGUUCAGCCUCACAGCGGUCCCCGCUUGGCCCAUUUAAGGGGAUUUGAAAAUCAGGGUCAGGGCUGU